Molecule: messenger RNA, 609 nt
Organism: Quercus robur (English oak)
Lineage: Eukaryota; Viridiplantae; Streptophyta; Magnoliopsida; Fagales; Fagaceae
Product: 60S ribosomal protein L31-like
Exons: 2
Coding region: 98-463 (121 amino acids)
Biological process (GO): cytoplasmic translation
Cellular component (GO): ribosome; cytosolic large ribosomal subunit
Molecular function (GO): structural constituent of ribosome
Source: RefSeq, a predicted model, not a curated record
UUAUUUCUGUGUGUGACGCCCUAGCUCAUCUUUGGUAGCAGCAGCCGUAAGAGUUGAGCUUCGGAGCAGAGAGAGAGAGAGAGAGAAAGUUGCAACAAUGGUGGACAAGGGCAGCAAAGGAAGAAAGGAAGAGGUUGUCACCAGAGAGUACACCAUCAACCUCCACAAACGCCUUCAUGGAUGCACUUUCAAAAAGAAGGCUCCAAAGGCCAUAAAGGAAAUCAGGAAGUUUGCCCAAAAGGCUAUGGGAACAACUGAUGUCAGGGUGGAUGUUAAGCUUAACAAGCAUGUCUGGAGCCGUGGAAUUCGCAGUGUGCCAAGGAGAGUUCGUGUCCGCGUUGCACGUAAGAGAAAUGAUGAAGAAGACGCAAAGGAGGAGUUUUUCUCACUAGUCACUGUUGCGGAGAUCCCUCCAGAGGGUUUGAAGGGGUUGGGCACCAAGGUCAUUGAAGAAGAAGAUUGAACUAAGCCUACUACCCUAGAUCAUAGUUAGAUUGCUCCAGUUUUGGCUACAUAUUUCUUGUUUCAGAGAUAUUUUUAUUUGGCCUUGGAUUUUCUCCUGUGGAGAGAGCACUAUGGAAUUUUAUUUUAUCUAUUUUUCUUGUUCAA